Molecule: messenger RNA, 939 nt
Organism: Corticium candelabrum
Lineage: Eukaryota; Metazoa; Porifera; Homoscleromorpha; Homosclerophorida; Plakinidae
Product: 33 kDa inner dynein arm light chain, axonemal-like
Exons: 4
Coding region: 14-817 (267 amino acids)
Cellular component (GO): axoneme
Molecular function (GO): dynein heavy chain binding
Source: RefSeq, a predicted model, not a curated record
GUGUGCAGUCGUCAUGUUUCAAAUUCCGUCAUCUCUUGUCAAAUAUUACAACCCAAUUCUCAUCAGCACGACAACCGGAAACCAACAGACUAAACCUUCGAUUGAAACAAAUCUAGCUACUGCAGGACUAAACGCUACAUCUGCGAUCUCAGCGCUUUCGCACCACCUAGCUGGUGUCGUCGCGGGAAGAGCUCCAGUCGCUGGUGACUCCGAAAGUCCGUGCGACAACAUUGAGCUGCUCAACUCUCUUCUGCCACCAAGAGAAUGGAAGAAAGACGGAGAGAUGUGGGUACAAAAAGUAUGCUCCGUACCGGCAACCACCACAGACGUUGCCAACCUUGAGGAGGAGCUUGAUGUUAGAUUGCGAGAACUACAUGCUAGGGAGACGGGUCUGUGUUUGAUCAGAAGAGAAUUGUACUCACAAUGCUUUGAUGAGUUGAUUAGACAAGUCACUAUAAGCUGCGCAGAGAGGGGAAUGCUACUGGGAAAAAUACGUGAAGAGCUUCAGACAACCAUAACUGGCUACCAAGAGGUGUAUGAAAGCAACAUGGCGUUUGGUGCACGAAAAGCCCUGCUAGCAAAACAGAGAAUAGAAAACUUUGAGAAAACGGUGCAGAAGCUUGAGGAACAAAAACAGGAAAUAAGACAGAAGAUAAAAGAGCUAAAGACAGACUCGGAGACAACAGGAAAACUUCAAAAGAGACGACAAAUGUCAGAAGAAAGCAAACGAGCAGAAGAGAUAGAGCGUCUCAAGAAACAAGUUCAGUAUCAGAGGAAUGAGCUCUCAGCCAUUCUUGCUUCAUCCAAAAAGCAAUAAAUACCAGUUACCGAAAUGCCAUACAAGCAAUAAAUGAGAGUUAUUAGAAGAGCUACUUGACUAAUCUAGUCUGUACAAUGAGAAGACACAUGGUAUUUAGUUAAGACUUUCCCUACCUAACA